Messenger RNA from Bombina bombina (fire-bellied toad), 12435 nucleotides. It is a transcript of the gene MPRIP, whose product is annotated as myosin phosphatase Rho interacting protein. Gene Ontology annotation, cellular component: actin cytoskeleton. Gene Ontology annotation, molecular function: actin filament binding. Gene Ontology annotation, biological process: actin filament organization. Lineage: Eukaryota; Metazoa; Chordata; Amphibia; Anura; Bombinatoridae. The transcript is spliced from 25 exons. The record is from RefSeq and is a predicted model, not a curated record. The coding region runs from base 398 to 7273 and encodes 2291 amino acids.
CCUGUCAUCCCCCUGCUGGCCCUGCCCGGCGCUUCUCGCCGGGCUCUUUACAAUGUAUCAGUAGCUGCGCUACUAGUGGCGGAAACUGCACCUCGGAGGCGAGAGGACCGGACACCGAAACAGAGUGGAUUUUAUCAGGAUAAAGUACAAAGCGGACAUAGCGAGAGUUUACGGGUUACCAUUGUAUUGUGCAUUCCGGAAUUUCCCCUCCCCCUCCCGGGAUCAGUCCGAGGGCAGCGGAGGAUCCGGGAUGUGAAACCGGAUUAUUGGAAUCUGUCUCCGAAUACCCCGAGUGAUGGGGGAAGGUGAACUCAGUCACCGGGAUCCUUGAUUUCCUCUCGCCUCCAGAGGCCCCAAUUACCAGGUCAAAUCACCGUAUGACCCUCACUCAUUGACUAUGUCCGUAAAGGAGAAUCCGUGCAAGAAGUUCCAGGCCAAUAUCUUCAAUAAGAGCAAGUGUCAGAACUGCUUCAAGCCCAGAGAAUCACAUCUGCUGUCUGAUGAAGAUCUGAACCAGGCCAAGCCCAUUUAUGGAGGAUGGCUUCUGCUGGCGCCGGAGGGUACAGACUUUGACAAUCCUAUGCACCGAUCACGGAAAUGGCAGAGAAGGUUCUUCAUUCUGUAUGAACAUGGGCUGCUGCGCUACGCACUGGAUGAAAUGCCCACCACACUCCCUCAAGGAACAAUUAAUAUGAACCAGUGUACAGACGUCAUAGACGGGGAAAGCCGAACAGGACAGAAAUAUUCUCUUUGCAUCUUAACCCCAGAAGAACAUUUCAUCAGGGCUGAAAACAAGGAAAUAAUUAACGGAUGGCUAGAGAUGCUGGUUGUUUAUCCUAGAACCAACAAGCAAAAUCAGAAGAAAAAAAGGAAGGUGGAACCUCCCACACCACAGGAACCUGGGCCAGCCAAGAUGGCCGUUACCAGCAGCGGAAUCCCCAGUGCAGAGAAAAUUCCAGCGACCAAAUCCACUUUGUGGCAGGAAGAGAUAAAGGGCAGAGAUGUGCAAGAAAAUAGCAGCCCCCUCCAAAGUCCAUUACAGAUGCCAUCCUCACCCACUGAGCCCUUGCCAGAUAAAGUAGAUGGAGGCCUGAUGAAUGGAGAUCGUCCUGAUGGUGGGCGUAAGACUCGAGUGGAGAGUGGAUACUUUUCCUUGGAGAAGACGAAAGAUUUGAAGUCUGAAGAGCAGCCCAUACAAACACCACCCUCACCCUCCACCCCAGAAGCUCCCAGCAGGUACAGUUACCCCAAAACACAAAGCCCAGACCAAGACCCCUUCCCUCCUUCAGGUAAUGAGCUCAGUCAACAGCAUGAACCCCAGUCAGAAGAGAGAGAGGGAUCAAGGCAUUUCUCUCUUCAUCUUGCCAACCGGGAAUAUGCAAUCCUGGCGGAUGUGCCACGGGCUCGGAGAAUCAGCCACAAAGAUGCCUUCCAGGUAGAAAAGAAGAGACUGGAGCAGCGGAUACGGGCAAGGAGCCCAGGCAGGGAAGAAGUCGCACGCCUUUUUGGCCAGCAAAGGAGGCGGUCUAUUGUAAUUGAAAAGUUUGAAGCUUUGGACAUAGAGAAAGCAGAACACAUGGAUACCAAUUUCACCAGUGCAUCAAGCAGCAAUGCACGACAGGGGCGAAGUGAAAAGCGCACUUUCCCCAGAAAGCGGGAUGAGACAGGAGUUGGCGCAAUCCCAGAUGUAUCUGCAUCCCAUAUGUCUCCAUACCGCAGAGCAAAAUCCCUGGACCGUCGAUCAACAGAGUCCUCAAUGACGCCUGAUCUGUUGAACUUCAAGAAGGGCUGGCUGACCAAACUAUACCCAGAUGGACAGUGGAAGAAGCAUUGGUUUGUGCUUACUGAUCAGACCUUGCGGUAUUAUAGAGAUUCUGUGGCAGAGGAGGCCGCCGAUUUGGAUGGAGAAAUAAGUUUAUCAACCUGUUAUGAUGUCACGGAACAUCCGGUCCAGAGAAAUUAUGGCUUCCAAAUUCAUACUAAAGAAGGAGAAUUCACACUAUCUGCAAUGACUUCAGGCAUUAGAAGAAACUGGAUCCAGACUAUCAUGAAGCAUGUGCGGCCCAGCUCAGCUCCUGAUGUCACUAGCUCCCUGCCAGAGGAGAAAAGUAAAACCUCCAUCGCAUCCUCCUACAACUCCAGCUCCUUACACAGUGACAAGCAGGAACCUGACCAUUCAGAUACAGAAGUUGAGCAGAAGAGGAGCCGAGCAAGAGAACGCAGAAGGGAAGGCCGCUCUAAAACGUUUGACUGGGCUGAGUUUCGUCCUAUUCAGCAAGCGCUGGCGCAAGAGAGGGCUCAAGCUGCAGAGGCUUUGAAGUCCUUGCCCUCCUAUGAUACCACUGACUGCAAGACUGACUUGGGGGAGUUAGAGAGAGAGAGAGCCCGUCGUAGAGAGGAGCGUCGGAAGCGUUUUGAGAGCACAGAUUCCGUGGAGGAGUCUACGGGAGAAGACGCUUCUCGCAUGGAGGUUGACAAAGGGCCAGUGUCUCCGAAUGUUCAAGUGGAGAUAGAACAGCGCUGGCAACAGGUGGAGACCACCCCUCUGCGAGAAGAGAAGCAGAUACCAAUAUCACCCCUGCCACUCUCUAGUACCACUAAAAACUGCCCUUCAGAAGACAUUACUGCCCACCUGGAGAAGCAGCUAGAGCAAAGUCAAAAGGAGGUGUCUGACCUCCUUGAGCAAAACCUCGUCUUGCAGCAGCGACUUAAAGAAGCAUUGGAGCAGCAGCAGAGCGCAAGGGAUGGAUAUGUUUUGCAGACUGAAUUGGCAGAUCCUUCACCUGAUGCUUGGGAAAGACUCCAUAAAGUCAAUGAAGACCUUCAAAAUGAACUGGAGGCUCAAAGCAAACGUCAGGAGCUGCUCAGUCAUCAAAUGCAGACUAUAAAACAUAGCUAUGGAGAAGCCAAAGAGUCUAUCAGACAGCAUGAGGCCGAAAUUCGUAGCCUGCAGGCACGUCUCAGCAGCACGGUUACUGAGCUCUCCAUAAAGGAGCAAGCCCUGAUAAAACUGAAAGGAGAUUUGGAGAUAGAAAAGGAAAAAGUGAGGGAGAUAAUGGAGGAAGGGCAAAAUACAGAAGCUUCACUGACUGCACAAGUGAGGGCCAGCCAGCAAAAGCUGAAAGAAGCAGAGUCUCUGCUUUUAGUCAAGACUCAAGAAUUAAGGGAACUUGAAACUGAACAAGCUUUGCAGAAGGACUACCAGAAGGAAAUGCAGAGACUACAAGACAAGCUUGCAGAGCUGAGCUUUCAGCUGGCAGCCAGUGAACAAGCACAGGUUCUGACAGAAGAGAGACUGCAGAAGAACUAUGAGGAAUUACUUGUGAGUUGUGAGAAGGAGAAGCAGCUUUUGCUUAAUAAUCUUAAAGAAACAGAGGAGAGGCUUGUGGAGUAUGAAGAUAGGCUCCAAGAGAAUGAACAGCUGAUGGAAGUUCUGCAGAAAAAAAAACUGCAUGCAAAUGCUGAAAACAGUAUAAUAGUCCAUCACCUUGAGGAGCAGCUGGUGAAAAAGGAAUCCAGAAUUCAAAAGCUGGAGGAAUAUGCCAAAGAGCUUGAAGAAGAAAUGAGUAGAUUAAAGUCAACAUGCCAAGAAAUGACUAAUCAAAUUACAGUUUCAGACACUGAAAAUGCGGAACUACAAGUCAAGCUAAAGAUGCGAGAGGUGGAAUAUUAUGAACUAGAAAACUCCCUGACUAAAGUGUCUGAGGAACUACUAAGCAUCCAAAAGUCACUAAGAGAAAAAGAAGAGGAAUUUCGGAGUAUCUCGGAAACGCACAGCAAAGUUGUGGAAAAAAAGGACCAGGAUAUUAACGAAGCACUUGUAAAGAUGGCCGCUUUAGGAUGUAGUUUGGAGGAGACUGAAAUUAAAUUGAAAGCCAAGGAAGAAGCCUUAAAUAGGUUUUACAGUUUUAGUUCAGAACCUCAAGCUAAAGAAAUUGAGAAACUGUGUGUGCAGUUGGAGGCUGCAAAAAAUCGGAUUGUAGAAUUGGAACAGAAUUUAAAAAAAGGAGAUGCAGGUAAUGAAGCAACAGGAAGUGAUAUCAUGGAGGUUAGUCCAAGUCAGGUCGAUUUCUCUUUAAAUCCUGCAGUACUAAGCAAAUAUUUUUCUACAGCAGAAGGAGGGCAAGACAUUGGAGCCAAAAGGCAAAGGAUACGUUUUUCCAGCAUCCAGUGCCAGAAGUAUGUGCAUGGGGAUUGCUCAGAAAAGACAUGGACAAGUAGCACUUCAUCUGAUACAAGCCAAGAUCGGUCUCUAUCAGAAGAAAGUGCGGCUUCUGAAGCAAUACCUCUAUGCCUGUCUUCUGUAGCUAGUGAUACUGAGAGCUAUCUUUCAACAGUCCACUCUCUAGAGACCAAGCUCUAUGUAACCGAAGAGAAAUUAAAGGACGUAACUUUGAAGCUGGAGAAUGAGAAAAUGUGUCAUCAAGAGACACUGCUGAAUCUUCACAGCCAAUGGGCAAUAACAGAAUCCAGUCUUAGAGAGCAGCUUCAGAGUAGCAUAAACCAGAUCAGUACAUUAGCUAAGCAACUGAAAGAUGAAAAGAAAGAAAACUUAGAAUUAACAAGGUGCUGCUCUGUAGGGAUUCAGAAAGAGUCAGUUUGCUUUUCAGAUGAAAGUAGUAAUAUAAGUCUCCUUAAUCCUGAAUUCAAAAUAGAUGAAAAUGAUUCCACUUUGUCCGACACAAAAUCUGCUCUAUUGAACACAUUUGGUAGCUCCCACCAAACUCAAAGUGAAAUAUUUGAUGAAGGCUAUUCAACAAUCGUGCAGGGCGCUGAUUGGAAUACUUCAGAAGAUACUGGUGUACAAUCCUCUGGAGACCCUCUCCGGAUAUUUACUGAUAAAAUAAGCUUUGUGUUUAGCUUGAUUAACAAAAUAGCAGAUGCUUUAAAAAGCACAAAUCCAGAGACUAUACAGAUUAUGCAGAAAAUAGACCAUACUUCAGAGCCUAGUGGAUUAUGUGACAGUAGAUCUCCUGCUGAUAUAUUGGUAAAUAAACUGAGCUUGGAAAGAGAAUUUUGGAGUAGAGCUGAAAGUCUUGGUACAACAAUAGUAAAACAUUCACAAGGCUCAGCUUGUGUGAGUGAAAUACAUUCGUGUUCUUGUGAAUGUCUCCAGACUCUAGCUGAUAGUACUUUAAUCAAGACUGAGCUUAGUUUUGUAACCCAGAAGAUGGAGUCUUAUUGUCAAUAUAUAAAUAAACUUGAGACUGAACUUCAAAAUACUAAAGCUGCACUACGGGAAGGGGGUGUAAUUGAUAGUGCCACUGGAUCAUACGGAUGCCUGGAAACGCAAGCUGACCAGCCUUGUUCUUCUCAUUACUGGUCAUUGAAUCAGACAGUGAGAUUAAAGGAGUCCUCUCUAAAUGAUGCAUUUUCAUUUCAGGAUGAACUUUCAAACUGUUUAAAGGAAAAAGCAGACCUUUUAAAGAAAAUUUCUGCCACUAUACUGUCUAUGCCUUCUCAUGAAUGUCAAACGGAUGUCCAGAAACUCCUAGACAUCUCCAAGCAGCUAUCCAGUUGUAGCCAAGCACUUUGUUGUUGUAACUCUUCAACUUUGCAUGUAUGGGAUGCUGUAGCGCAGGCUCAGAUGUACUAUGUUGCAUGUAAAGCCAGGUUAGAAUGUGAGAGAGAGGCAGAAAGUAAGAGAGAUGAUCUGUGGCACAAUUACUCCAAUACUCUGACCAGAGUACGCCAGGAAUACGAGGAGAUGCUACUCCAGAAGCAGAAAGAACUUUCGGAUUUAAUAGCUCUAAAUCAGAGAGAACAUGAAAUAUCUCAAGCUAUGAGUAGUCAGUCUGAAAGUGCUAAGAGAUGCUUCAAAGAAGCAGAACUGAAGUUCAAUGAGAGUAUGUCACAGCUAAAAUGUUACCAUGAAGAGGAGAUCAAAAACCUUAUGGAAAAAUGGACUGAAAUGGAGAACAUAUUAAAGGGUGAAAAUGCAGAAGCCAUAAGUAAACUAGACUCUUUAGAGCAGGUGAGACAAGAUGCAGAGAAAAAACAUAAGGAGCAAAUAGAAGAGUUACAGUCAACAUUCCAUAACAAGAUCCAAGAACUUAAGUCCUUGCACAGAGCCGAAUUUAUUUCUCAAGAAGAUCGAUACACCUGCAGCAUCCGCCAACUACAAGAUACGCUCGAUGCCUACCAGAGUGAUAUGCCAUCUCCAAAAGGAGAAGUCCGUAAAAGUUGUGUAGGAAGAGAGCAUCAAGAUUCUAGCAAGACAGACUCCAUAAAGGCUUUGAGAGAGAGAAUCCUUGAACUGGAGACAGAGGUUGACAUAAUGAGGGAGGAACUUGACUCUCAACACAUGGAAAGAAGCAUCUCAACUCUAAAAGAAAAAUACCAAGCCGACUUGGACAAUUUAAAGGCAACAUGUGAACGAGGUUUUGCAGCCAUGGAGGAGACUCAUCAUAAAAAAAUUGACGAUUUACUGAGGCAGCACCAUCGAGAGCUAGAAAAGUUACGAGAAGAGAAGGAUCGCUUGUUGGCCGAGGAGACUGCGGCGACCAUCUCAGCCAUAGAAGCAAUGAAGAAUGCUCACAGAGAAGAGCUGGAGAGAGAGCUGGAGAAGACUACCCGCUCGCAGAUCAGUAGUAUCAAUGCAGACGUGGAGUCUCUGCGGAGACAGUACUUGGAGGAGUUGCAGUCUAUCCAGAGGGAGUUGGAAGUCCUUUCAGAGCAGUACUCUCAGAAGUGCCUGGAGAAUGCCCACCUUGUACAGGCGCUCGAGGCAGAACGCCAGGCAUUGCGACAGUGUCAGCGCGAGAACCAGGAGCUCAAUGCACACAACCAGGAGCUAAAUAACCGCCUAGCAACAGAAAUUACACGGUUACGGAUACUGCUAACAGGAGAUGGUAGUGGAGAUGUAUCGCCGCUCACCCUUGGGAAGGACGCCUAUGAGCUGGAGGUUCUUCUGAGGGUGAAAGAAUCGGAGAUUCAGUACCAAAAGCAGGAGAUCAGCUCUUUGAAAGAUGAGCUCAACACAACACUAAAGGACAAGAAAUAUGCUAGUGACAAAUACAAAGACAUCUACACUGAGCUGAGUAAUGUUAAGGCGAAAGCUGAAUGUGACAUCAGUCGACUAAAGGAACAGCUGAAGGUUGCCACUGAGAUGUUGGGGGACAAGACUCCAGAGAAUGCGUCUGUACCUGGAUAUGAUAUUAUGAAAUCAAAAAGCAACCCAGAUUUCCUGAAAAACGACAGGUCCAGCAUUCACAGACAACUGCGGAACAUCAGAUCCAAGUCCGUAAUUGAGCAGGUCUCAUGGGAUAACUGAAAAGUUCCAGGUACCAAGUUCCUUGACGUGUAGAGUCUGAAAGAGGGGCUGACAGUCCAGGAGCGCCUCAAAAUUUUUGAAUCACAGGACUUUAAGAAGCACUAACGUCUAUCUCUGCUGUGCGUCCCCAUAAUGUGGGUGGAGAUGCACAGCGUUAAACCCUUUCUGCAUUCAGGGGACUCUGCAGUACAACUCCCUGCAUGUGAUCUGGCUUGGCUAUUUGUAGUUUCUUCUGGUGUUGGAUUGGUUUAAUCCUGUGAAUACCUCUCCAUCUCACUAUUGACCCUCCCUAGAAGGUUAACCCUAGCUGAGGUCACGGCACUUAACUGCCUCCUUCUCUCGACAGAGCUUUAACUCCGAAUUGUCAGUAUUAAGGCACAGCCACAGAUCAAUAAGCUAUCAGGUGUGAAUCUCUUUAAUAACGGGGCCUUUGGUGCUGUGUUCCACAGUGUAACAUUGCAAUAGAUAAGAAGGGACUUUUGGUGGAGAAUUGAAUCACAGACUGGAAAAUGUGACAGAAAAAUCCAAAUUCCGCAAACUCCCUAAAAUGUGCAUCAGUAUGUGUGUGCUUAUGUUUUGUGAUAUGAUUGUGUGAAACUGUACGGACUGAUGCGCAUGCGUGUAUACAAACAAGCUGUAAGAGACAAUUACUUAUCUUGCUCAAAAGUUUCACUGUGAAAUUCUUCUGAAUGUUUUUAUAAUAAAGGAAUUUAGACGUGAUUAUAUCGGCCCUCCCCCUGUUGCAAAAUCUUCAUUACAGCAACAGCUCAGAUUUUGGUUUUACUUUUGUUGCUUUGCAAUACUACAAAUCUGAUGAGAAAUUGCAGAAAUUAAUUUUACAGGUUACACUUUGUUUAAACCACUUUGAAUUCCUCAUAUAUUAAAAAAAAAAAAAAAAAAAAAUCACAUUUAUCAUUGGCUACCUCGAUCCUGCUAAAGAAAGUAGCAGAUUAAUCAAAUCUGUUAAGACAACUUGCUGUGUGUAGUUUGAAGAUCAACUACCACGCUAAGCAUCUUACAUAGUGCUUAGGUUGGGCUGCAUUCUCCAUAAAAUAACAGUGUGGUCAUGGAUGGUUUUUGUAGUGUUUGCCAAUUAAAUAGUUUGGUUAUCUGUCUUGACAAGUUUUUCAUAUCCAUUUCCCAGGAUACUCCAACAUUUAAUACCAUUAUGUACAGUGUGAGGGAGAAAGGCAGAAAAUUCUUAAAGUUGUACCUCAACUUAUGAUUUUGUUGUUGUUGUCCAAAUGCAACUUUAUGUAGGUCUUUGCAAGUGAUCCACUGCUAUAUAUGUAAAUGUUAUGUGACAGUGUCACUGUUCCCUUUUAAAGGGUUCACAGUGACCUUUGAAGUAAUGAAAGUUAUCUUUUAUGUUAAACAUUGGUAGGUGUUCUCCGAACGUGUCGGUACAAUAUUGUACUUCCUGGAGGAGCGUAUGACACUGCAUGAGUGCUGUAGGCUAAGGUUUUUUCUUUCGGGGGUUGGGAAGUAUAAAAGCAGGAUUAUCUAAAAUAUAAUGGAAAAACUACUUUUCUUCCAUAUUAUCUUUUCCCGCUUUUAAGGGUUUAACAUCUUGCUAAAUGUUUGACUCUUAACCCAUCCUCCUGAGAGCCGUACAGCUGUGCAGUGUUGUAGGUUAUGUGUAGACGACUCUUGUGUUUUGUUACGUGCGGUUUGGUUAGCGGAAGUCUGUAGUAAUGCUGAGCAAAGAACUGAAGAUUUUAUGGAUAAGGUUUAUUUGAAGAUGUAUAUUUGUAUGGAAGUUGCAUUUGAUUAGAGUUAAACUAUAUGAUCCCCAAUGUCACAUUAGUUCUUGUGAUGGACCCGUUGAAUUGGAAAUGCUACCACUAGAUGAUGCUAUGUUAACUGUUGUAUUAUGGAGAAUACAAAAUAACCUUAUCAUAAUUACAUUAGAUUUCCAUUAUCAGAGCCUUAUACUUAAAUAACCCUAAUUAUAUCAUUUUCCUUUUAAAGGUGACCAGUAUAUAAAAAAUAGACACCGAAACUGCAUUAAAUGCCUCCAAAGCCUUUAAUUUAUUGGUUAUCUAUGUUCAAAGUGGGCCAACUAAACACACUGCAAAGUAAGAUUAACCCUUGCUUUUGUAGCUGCACCCUGACUCUACCCACACGAAAGAAGCAGGCACUACUAGAUGUGUAGAAUAAAAUCUUUAAACUUUAUUCAAAUGUCCAAAAGUAAAGUCAGAAAGUGCAACAGGCUGACGCGUUUCGUGCCCCCUAGUAGUUGUCUGAGUAAGCCCCAAUAAAAUGCACUGCCAACUAAAGACUUACUGCAAAGUAAGAUUAACACUUGCUUUUGUCGCGGCACCCUAGUAUUUAAUGUUCCUCUAAUGAGGAGCAUAUUUAAAAAAUAUAAUCUAGGAAGUCUGGUAAGUUACAUUUGUAUCCCCUCUAAUAAAUACCCUCACUUACCUGGUACAAAAUAUAAAAAAUUGUGCCUCAAUGAAAUUGACAUUGUGAGUUCAUCACUCGUAUCCACCCUCACUAUGGCAAAGUUGAGAAACUGUUACCGCUGCUGAGACUUCAGUGUAUAGACACAAAUGUGGGCAAUGAACACACAAAAAAACAGCAACCCAAACUUAAGUAAUUUUUGGAUCUCACCACAUUUCAAGACCCUCUCGCUUUCCCACAAGUGUGUCCUGGGAAGCCCCUAUAGUAUGUCGGUGUCAAAACCAUUCUUGUUGAGUGUCCAUCAACCAACCAACACUGUAUAAGAUCUCGGUACAAGCAGGAAGUUCCCUGAGCUGUACCCACACCUCACGUGGUGUAAAUGUACAUAAAAUAUGAUCUGCUUUCUAAACUGCAGUUCCCUUCAUGCAAACUUGAAAAAGCACUGUAAGCAUAGGAGCCAGUCAAUUUUUGGUUCUUCACCUAGACGUAGCCACCAAUCAGCAAGCGCUACCCCUGUGCUGAACCAAAAAUAGUCUAGCUCCUAUGCCUUUUCAAAUAAAGAUAGCAAGAGAACAAAGAAAAAUUGUCAAUAGGAGUAACUUUUGCCUGUGGGGUGGCAUGAAAGUAUCUAAGGAAAGAUAUGAGGGUCACCAAUUUUAACAACAUUCAAAUAACAUUAGUUAUUACAUCUGUGGUUUAUUCCUUUUUUUAUUAUUAAGCAAAAACUUCUGCAUCAAUUUCACAGUGAAUAUGUGAGCAAGAAGUAUUGAAAAAUUAUUGAGAAAAAUUGAAACAUUAUUUACAGUGUUAUGAAUUAGGCAUAUACAUUUGUGCACAUUUGUUUUUUUGGUGGAGAAAGUGUGAAUGGAUUUAAAUUCUGUCACGUGCAUGUGUGUAUAUGUUCGUAAUAUAGACUUAACCCUUUAACUGCCAGUGAGGGCUGAAACACUGCAUUGCAUUCUCUGGCAGUCGGGGGGUUAACCUUUUGUGGUUCAAACCUUCCCCCCCAGGAGUGAGUCCCAUCAUUUUAAACUUUGCACAGUGGUUCCUCAGCAUCGCAGAACCUAAUGCCUUUGUGCAUACUAAGGCUCCUUAUAGAAAAAAUUUGUCUGUUGUAAGCUCCAGAUAAUUUAAACCUGUAUAGUAUACAGAACAUACUCUGUAAAUAUUUGUAACUCCAGAUAUAAUGGGUUUUGUUUUUGACUUGUGUUUUUAAUCUUGUUCUCUAAACCAGAUGUUUAAUUUCCUUCUUUAGAGCUUGUGGAUUGAGUUUAAUAUUUGGAGUACAGUGCCCCCUUGUAAGUGUCCUGAUUAAUUUUAGAACCUCACUGAAUGUGAAACCUGCAUUUUUAUGCCCCCCCCCCCCCGUGUAAUAUAUAUAUUUAAAAGAAUUGUACAGACUGAGCGUAUUCUGCAGCACUAAAGAAAAUUCUUUUAGUCUUGUUCCAAUAUUUCCCAAUUAAGGUGUACCCAGCAGUCUUGUCCUGAAAUGACCCAUGCCAUAAAACAGUUCUAGGGAUUAGCUGCAACAUUUCGGCAGUUCUUUAAACCUUCCCUUAUAGUGGGUUCCACAAACACACACCUCCUGAUUUUAGACUUGUAAGUUACAAACCUGUAGGUUGAGUUUUUAAGAGCCUUAAGUUUUAAAAUCCUUAUCAAUUUUGCUGCCACAAAAGAAAGUUAAAGCAGAAAAAAAUAAGUUGGAUUUCAUUUUGUUUAAUAUUUGAGAUAAUGGUCAUGAGUUUGUUUGUAUCUUUUAUUUUUAAAACUCCUGCAGUUUAAAACCAUUUAUCUGUAACUUCGUUGUCCAUGUAGCGUCACCUAAAAAGCUAGAUUUUAUGUAUGUAGUUACUUGCAGAGAAAUGUACAAUUCUGUGUUGGCAUUAGUGUCAAAAAUGUUCAGAUGCACCUGCAGACUCCCCAUAUAUUGGGGAAAAAGUUAUCAUUGCUCAAUCUACAUCUGAUUCAUUUUUUUUACCAUUCUCUCCUCUCUCUGAUGUAAAAACACUGAGAUAGGGUUGGAAUUGUUUUUUUAAUCUCUGACAUAGCUGGGCAUUUUAUACAAAUGACAACUCAGAAUGGUGACAUAAUUCCCCAUUUAAACAUGGUUGUUUUUGUUAUAUACAUUUGUCCCUCUCCCCAGAAAGGGUUAAGGUAGCAGAAAAUCUGUAGAGCGAUUCACUUUGUAGCACUUACACGAAAAACAAAUGCUCUGCCGCUCACUGGACAGUAUAAAGCCCGAUCAAUAAAUAUUUUUUUUAAUGGAAAUAUCCAACCCCAGAAUUGAAGGCAGCAGAGGGGUUAAACGUUUGUCUAAUGCAUAUUACUUUCCCUAGUAAUUGUUUUCUCUUGCUACUUGCUGCCAUUGUUGGCUUUUUAACCCCUUCAGUACUAGAGGAAUCUGUAAUACUUUGUAGAGCAGUGUACAGCUUACGUGCAGAACAAUGUACAUAUGUAGAAUUUUACUCUAGUGCUGCAAGGAUUAUAGCUCUUUCAGCCAUGCAACAAAUGGGUUUAUAUUUCAGUUUUUUCUCCAAUACAAUAUUUAGUAUGAAUGGUCUAAAUUUCUUUUAUUUGUGGUGAUAUUUUUAAGUUUUCCCUAAUUAUAUGUUCACUUUAGUCACGAAACUACUUCUUGCUGGAUGUGUGCGACUUGCUAGGUUCCUGUGGAUGUAGCUGAUCGUUUUUAUUUUGUAAAUAUAAUUACUUAACUUUACAUAAACUAUAUCGUAAUAAACUAUUUUUGCACCACCCUU